GUCCUAUUUACAACGUCUAUAUCAAUGCCUUCCCCAUCAAUACCAUCUUCCCGGUGGUGCUCUUGCCGAACGCUUCCUCGGAACCUAUGCUGAUCUUAUUGAAGGUGUCGUCUACCGACGUCACAACUGGGAAAAGCCCCUGAUUUUUACCAUGGUCAUUCUUCAAAAGGUCCCUCAUGUUCGCAGGAACCGCGACAUCAAACCACUGCUGACUCGGCGUCUUGAUCAAUGGGACAGUGGUUUUUAUGAAUCAUUUGUUACCGAAUGUCACAAAGCCAUGGAGUCUUUCCUCUCCGAUCGCCGCGGCUCCAGCACACCAGAACAACGAGCCCGCCGCUUUCAGCAUCUCAUGCUUCAAGGUGAGGUGCGCCGAGCUGUCCGCUUUAUCACUGCACGUGAACAAUUCGGCGUGCUGCUCCCCACAGCUCACACUGAUGACGGCAAGGGCACCGAGCGGUCUGUCUUGGACAUUCUCAAAUCCAAGCAUCCCUCUCCAACCCCUAUUAAUUUAGCCCAGCUUCCCAAAUUCGAUGCUCCCCCACCGCCUUUGUAG
Seminavis robusta is the source of this 553-nucleotide messenger RNA. The record is from the annotation of a GenBank genome assembly. Lineage: Eukaryota; Bacillariophyta; Bacillariophyceae; Naviculales; Naviculaceae.